UUACAGCUUACCCCGACGUAGAAACACGCAAAAUCAAUGAGGAUUGGGAAUUUUUGGUAUUAGCCUGCGAUGGCAUUUGGGAUGUUAUGAGCAAUAAAGAGGUUAUCGAUUUCUGUCGAUCACGCAUUGGUCAGGGUAUGUAUCCCGAGGAAAUAUGCGAAGAACUAAUGACUCAUUGUCUGGCUCCCGAUUGUCAAAUGGGUGGUUUGGGUGGUGAUAAUAUGACCGUCGUCUUAGUAUGUUUUCUACACAAUAAACCCUAUGCGGAUUUAGUGCAGAGAUGUGCCACCUCAACAGUGUCUGCGAAUACAAAUACUUCAUUGCCGGCUACACAGACAUCGACAACAUCGUCACCAGAAGAAGAGGAAAUAGAUCUAAAAUAACAGCAGCAACAGCAAUAUCAGCUUCAACAGUCUAGUAGCACUACAACAGCAGCAGUACUCACUUUUAUCUAAACAAACAAAAAAAUAAGAAGAAAACAUUCAAGUGAAGUUUUGCUAUUUAACAAAAAGAAAAGAUGAAACAAGAAAUGAACAAAAAAAAUCCAAAAUAUCUUCUUUUUUAAGAUGUCGAUUUUUUUCCACAUUUUUUGUCAUUUUAAUUUUUAAAUAAAUUACUUUUUUUUCCUGUUUAUAUUUUAUAUAUACCUCCUGGUAGUGUUAUUCUUAUAGUCCUUUUUUUAAAAUAUUAUAAAACUUUUCUUUUGCAAACUAAAACUAAAAAACAAAUGAAAAAACAUUAAUAAUACUUGUUACUUAACAUAACUCUGGUGUGUUCCUUUAUAUUUGCAAACCUUUGUAUGUAUUUUUAUAUUUGUUUUAGCCUUCAAUUGAAAACGGUUUUGGUCUUAAUUAUUGAAAUUAGUAGAAAAUUUAAUAACAAGAAAAAGCUACUUCUAUAUAUUUUAUUAAUGUUUAAGUUUUACAAAAUUUUGUUAGAAAUUGUUAAUUUUAUUUAACAUUGUCAUUUAUAAAAGAAAAAAAAAACCAAAAGUAAAAUCCUUUGUGUAAGUUUGUGUGAGAGUUUUUCUAAAAAACAACCAAAUCAAAACUGAAAAUAUUAUUCUUUUUUCUUUUUAUAAUAAAUUUUCAAAUAUAAAAAUUCCUUUUAAACUAAAUUAAAUUAUUAUUUAGAUAAAAUAAAACAAAAAAUUUGAAUGAUGAUUUGUAUAA
Molecule: messenger RNA, 1172 nt
Organism: Lucilia sericata (common green bottle fly)
Lineage: Eukaryota; Metazoa; Arthropoda; Insecta; Diptera; Calliphoridae
Product: probable protein phosphatase 2C T23F11.1
Exons: 1
Coding region: 87-383 (98 amino acids)
Source: RefSeq, a predicted model, not a curated record